Bipolaris zeicola 26-R-13 is the source of this 351-nucleotide messenger RNA. RefSeq lists its product as uncharacterized. NCBI's taxonomy places the organism in Eukaryota, Fungi, Ascomycota, Dothideomycetes, Pleosporales, Pleosporaceae. Gene Ontology annotation, molecular function: structural constituent of ribosome. The record is from RefSeq and is a predicted model, not a curated record. The transcript has 3 exons. The coding region runs from base 1 to 351 and encodes 116 amino acids. Gene Ontology annotation, cellular component: cytosolic small ribosomal subunit; ribosome. Gene Ontology annotation, biological process: translation.
AUGUCUUACAACAAGGCCGAGAAGGACUUCGGUGAGGGUCCCAAGAUCCACAAGAUCCGAAUCACCCUCACCUCUCGCAACGUCAAGUCCCUCGAGAAGGUCUGCCAGGAGCUCAUCGACCGUGCCAAGAACAAGGAGCUCCGCGUCAAGGGUCCCGUCCGUCUGCCCACCAAGCACCUCAAGAUCACCACCCGCAAGACCCCUUGCGGUGAGGGUUCCAAGACCUGGGACACCUACGAGAUGCGCAUCCACAAGCGUCUCAUUGACCUCCACGCCCCCACCGAGGUCGUCAAGCAGAUCAUCAUCAACAUCGAGGCCGGUGUCGAGGUUGAGGUCACCAUCGCUGCUUAA